UUCACUCUCGCUCUAGUCAUGGCUGCUCCCAAGACCUUGGGGACUGCUACCCAAGUAGACCCUGAUGGCAGCCAUCCGGGAGCCGGGGAUGUCACUUAUGAAGAUAGUAAAGAUUGUAUCCUGGAACCACUUUCCCUGCCAGAAAGUCCAGGUGGCACCACUGCUUUGGAAGGUUCUCCAUCUGUGCCUUGUAUUUUCUGUGAAGAACAUUUUCCUCUGGCUGAACAGGACAAACUUCUCAAACACAUGAUUAUUGAGCAUAAGAUGGUCAUAGCUGAUGUCAAGUUGGUUGCUGAUUUCCGAAGGUACAUUUUAUAUUGGAGGAAACGGUUCACUGAACAGCCCAUUACAGAUUUUUGUAGUGUGAUAAGAAUCAAUUCCACAGCUCCGUUUGAAGAACAAGAUAAUUAUUUUUUGCUGUGUGAUGUUUUACCAGAAGAUAGAGUACUAAGAGAAGAGCUUCAAAAACAUAGAUUGAAAGAAAUUCUGGAACAACAGCAGCAAGAAAGAAAUGAUAACAGUUUUCAUGGCAUCUGUAUGUUUUGCAAUGCAGAAUUCAUAGGAAACAGAUCUGUUCUUUUGAACCACAUGGCCAGAGAACAUGCUUUCAACAUUGGGUUGCCAGACAACAUUGUGAACUGCGGUGAAUUUUUAUGUACAUUACAGAAGAAGCUUGACAACUUGCAGUGCUUGUACUGUGAAAAGACCUUCCGCGACAAAAAUACUCUGAAAGAUCAUAUGAGGAAAAAACAACAUCGUAGAAUCAAUCCUAAGAACAGAGAAUACGACCGAUUUUAUGUCAUCAAUUAUUUGGAACUUGGAAAAUCGUGGGAAGAAGUUCAAUUGGAAGAUGAUCGGGAGUUGCUAGACCAUCAGGAAGAGGAUUGGUCUGACUGGGAAGAACACCCUGUCUCUGCUGUCUGCCUGUUUUGUGAAAAGCAUGCAGAAACAAUUGAGAAAUUAUCUGUCCACAUGGAGGAUGCACAUGAAUUUGAUCUCCUCAAAAUUAAGUCAGAACUUGGCUUAAAUUUCUAUCAGCAAGUGAAAUUGGUAAAUUUUAUUCGAAGGCAGAUUCACCAAUGUAGAUGUUAUGGUUGCCAUGAGAAGUUUAAGUCCAAAACUGAUUUAAGGACUCACAUGGAAGCCGCCAAACACACCACACUGCUUCCCGAAAGAAAGAUCUGGGACCAACCGCAGUAUUACUUUCCAACCUAUGAGAAUGAUACUCUACUGUGUACACUCUCAGACAGCGAAAGUGAUCUGACAGCCCCAGAACAGAAUGGAAACAUAGCCAUCAUCAGUGAAGACACAUCUAAACUCUAUGCUCUGAAACAAAGCAGUAUUUUGAACCAGUUGCUACUUUAAGAGCCCUUGAGAAAAACAGGAAAAAGAAUUGCCACAGAUAGACAUGAAAGAGUUGAAAUUUGAACAUCAACAAAGGAUGACUUCACGGUGAAGUUUACAUUUUUAAACAGUGAAUGUUAUUUUAAAGAAUAAAGUAGAAAAAUAAAAUGAGGACUUUUUAUAUUGGGGCUCAUAAGUUUUAUUAUAUAAUUACUGUAAAUUAUCUGAUGUCAUUAGAUUCAUAAUUGUCUGUAACAAGGAGUAAAUGAAGACCAGAAAGAAAUGAAACAUUCCAAUUAUUUCCAAAUCUAAUUUAAUCAGUUGUUUCAUUCUCUUUCCCACUGAAUUUUUAUCCAACAGUGCACACAGUUUGACAGACAUGAACUUUCUGUAUUACUAUUAGUAAGUUGUGAGCAUAGUAACCAAAAGAAGAGCCACAGAAUAAAGGAAAAUGGUCAAAAACCUGCAUAGUGCACAAAUAAAGUAUAUAGAUUAGACACUAGUUCACAGGAGAAGUACGUUCAGGGUGGUAUGACCGUAGACUAGACACUAGUUCAGAAUAAUUAAGAUAUGACUCUACUCUCAUUACUUCAUUACUGCUCUCUGCCGAGAAUUAGCAAGCUACCUAGAAGUGGGCAGUAAGUCAAAUUAUUUCCCUUGCAAUGCAUUUAUUACUAACAGAAAAGUACCCCUUUUUUGAAAGCAUAAACAAAAUACCAUUAUGAUACCUAACAAAAUAAACAACUUCUGAUUAUUAAAUGUUUUUAAUUUAU
This is a messenger RNA of Sorex fumeus (smoky shrew), 2117 nucleotides long. RefSeq names its product zinc finger protein 277 (gene ZNF277). The transcript has 12 exons. Bases 19 to 1365 code for a protein of 448 amino acids. Lineage: Eukaryota; Metazoa; Chordata; Mammalia; Eulipotyphla; Soricidae. The record is from RefSeq and is a predicted model, not a curated record.